AUGCAAUUACAAGUCAUCUCCUUUGUUUUGAUCAUCUUGCACUGCAUGGAUUUCACUGGUUGUCAGCCGCACAGCAGCUCCAGGCACCCGCAGCAUAAAUCGAUCUCUGGAGUGAGCUCAGGGUGCCAGCAGGGUGGCUGCCUGACCUGCUCUGACUAUAACGGUUGUCUAUCCUGCAAGCCACGCUUCUUCAUGCAUUUGAAGAGGAUCGGGAUGAAGCAGAUCGGAGUGUGCAUGACAUCCUGUCCACCGGGCUUCUAUGGUACUCGCUCCCCUGAGAGAAACACCUGUACAAAGUGCAGGUCGGAGUGUGACUCCUGCUUCGACAAGAACUUCUGCACACGCUGCCGAGCGGGAUUUUACCUUCAUCUGGGCAAGUGCCAGGAGAGCUGCCCUGACAGCAUGGUUCACAACGACACACAGAGGGAGUGUGUUCUCAGUUGCCCUGCAGAGUGUGAGCUGUGUGUGAACAGCGAGACAUGUAUGCGGUGCAGGCAAGGCUUUUACCAAUUGAAUGGAAAAUGCUACCACAUCUGUCCAGAAGACUAUGAGCCUAACGACAGACUUAUGGAGUGUACACCACAAGUGCACUGCCAGGUGGGUGAGUGGAGCGAAUGGAGCCCCUGCAUUAGAUCCAGCAAAACCUGCAAUCGACGGGGCCAGGAGGCCCGCAUGAGACAGAUCCUUCAGACACCAUCACAGUUUGGCAGACCCUGCCCUUUGACCACAGAGGUCAAAGACUGUCUGGUUAAAAGGAAGAGAUGUUCAGGAGGGAGGAGAAAUCCAGAGCGAAAAGAGCGACGGAAUCGCAAAAAUCGCAAAGACAAGGAAAGCGAUGAGGGGAGAAGAGAGAAGAAAAGAGGACGGGAGCGGGACAGAGGCACAGGCGAACGGGAAAACUCUGAGAACAGGAACAAAACGGAGCACAGACACCGCAGAGGCCACAACACAGAGACUGCCUCCCCCGAGCACAGCCUUGUGCAGUAG
Messenger RNA from Oryzias latipes (Japanese medaka), 987 nucleotides. RefSeq names its product R-spondin 3 (gene rspo3). NCBI's taxonomy places the organism in Eukaryota, Metazoa, Chordata, Actinopteri, Beloniformes, Adrianichthyidae. The record is from RefSeq and is marked provisional.